Molecule: messenger RNA, 3802 nt
Organism: Aspergillus alliaceus
Lineage: Eukaryota; Fungi; Ascomycota; Eurotiomycetes; Eurotiales; Aspergillaceae
Product: KAR9 family protein
Exons: 1
Coding region: 472-3759 (1095 amino acids)
Biological process (GO): mitotic spindle orientation checkpoint signaling; nuclear migration along microtubule; establishment of spindle localization
Cellular component (GO): spindle pole body; mating projection tip; cell cortex
Source: RefSeq, a predicted model, not a curated record
CGCCGCCAGAUUACCCGCUGCCCAAAAAAACCAAAGCCAAAAACAAUACCAAGUCAACAACUAACUUAUCAUGUAGCUGAUCAUCUCCUUGAUUGAAAAGCACUUGGUCGAUUCCCUCUCUCUCUUCGAACUUGCAGAAAAAAAGAGAGAAACAAACAGAAAAAAAAAAAAAAAAAAAAAAAAAAAAAAAAAAAAAAAAAAGAACAGAACUAACUAGUGACUGGCUUACUUGUCUCUUGUUCAUUUCAAUUUAUACUACUACUUCUACAGACCAGACAACAAAGCGAACAGGGUGGUCAAAUUAGAAAGGGGGCCGCCGUGCAUACCAACAAUCCCUCCCCCAAGGCCCGAGAAACGCCCAACGAGCGUUGAUUUGCUCCAACCACAUUCUACGCUAUCUUUCCCUAGUCUUUUCCACUACUGCAACGCAACAAACAGACCAGGGCGGUCGCCCCCCCGUCAAUCCGUGCCAUGUUCACCACGUCGACUGUCACAACUACGCCCACCCACCCGGAUACCGGUCCUCACACGCCCACGACCUCGUCCUUAUCGCACCUGUUCUCGUCCCCUCCACCCCCUCCACCUCCCGCAGUCUCCGUCUCGCCCCCAGAGCAUUCACCACCUCGACAAAUCAAGUCGAAAUCAUCCCUGCGAAGUCUACGGAGUCUCGGGAGUAGCCUUCACGACGACGACCUUGACGACUAUCAAGAACAUCCCGGUUCAGACAAAUCCCUUAUUCGCCCAUCUAUUCUGCGUCGCUUGUCUCCUGGAUUAGCAGCUCGCGUCAAAUUGUUAGAUGGGAGCAAUAAGUCUACGACUGCUACCCGCAGCCCAGGUGCUGUAGGUCGGAUACCCCAGGAGCACAUCAAGGAGUUAGACAACCUUCACAAAGACCUGUCGAUCAAGAUCGAAAAGAGAGGCCGGUCGUGGAAUGCGGUUCAUUUUGGCGGUAGAGGCAAACGACCACAACAGAGGGUGUCGAACCACUUAGAAGUUCACGACUCGGACGGAGAAGUGGCUUCGCCAGUGGGAUCAGAACCGGUGGAACCUGCCCGAGAUAGUUCCACGUCGGUCACCCAUCGAAACCCUGUCGAAGAGCCUGCAGAACACCUCGACGAAUACCCUGUCCAAUACCCCAUCGAAGGCGACAUCGAACACCCUGCCCAACUUCCUAUCGAAGACCCCAUUGACGACCGCAUCGAAUACUCUGACCAAUCCCCGGUCCAAGAUCACAUCGAAGAUUCUGUCAGAGAAAGCCCUGUGGAUCAAACGUCAGACACGAGCCCAGCGGAAGACGUGCAGGGCCUAGAACAAGCUCCAGUGGAAGAAGGCCCAGUGGUCAUGGCUGCCGUUGCGUCCCGUCCAGCGCCAGUCGAAUCAUAUACGCAAGAUCAACAUGAGCAGACGGAUUUCGAGAAGUACCUGCAAAGUACCAGUGAUAAUGAAGCAGAGCGCCCCCCUCCCCCUCCACCUAAGGACUCGCCGCGUCCACCGUCGGCCAACUCAUCAAACGUACAAUCCUUCUUCAAUCCCCAUGGCCUACAGCGCGCCGACUCCAUAUACUCUUUCUCUCGUGCUUCCUUCAGCCACCAGCUAACCCAGCUCACCUCCAUCCCGCUGCCCCAACCGUCAACCCUAGAAGCCAGCAUUGCCGCGAUCCCAACCGCCUCGUCCGCCGUCAAAGCCCUCACAGGAUCUGCAGAGCAAAUCCAGAUAUGGAUCAAGAAGGCGUCCGAUGUGUUAAGUGGUCUGGAUGCGGAGGACGAAGUAGAGUGGGCGGCGGCAGGAGGGCGAGAGGGGUUAGACGGGAUCGAUAAGGCAAUCACACGGUUCGAGGGUCUGAUGAACGUUUAUGUGAAAGCCAUUGAACGCGUCCAACUUCGAGACGACAUCGGCGACGUGACUGCGGACAGCCUGAAGACGAUCGUGAUUCAGAUGGAUAGCAUACUGCAGAGCUGGGCAGACAUCAAAAACCGGCUAAGAAAUGUCAAGGAACAAGUGGAGUUGGCCAUGGAAUGGGAGGAGCUUUGGAAUACCGUUUUGGGAGAUGUUGGCGCCGAGGUAGAGAACCUGAGCCGACUACUCUUCGAAAUCGAAGAGAAGCGACAUAGCAACCUGGCGGCGAAUGCAUGGUCCGUCGACCAGGAGCCGAGUAACUCUGGUCUCGAUAUUAGCGAGUUGGAGACGAUCGUCGAGGAAACUCCAAGCAACGGCGGCAGCAACCGACACAGUAUUCUUUUCGACGCGCCGCCGACCCUGGACACCCCACUCAUUCAGACUCCCCAAGAUGACUCGGAGCAUGCGGAUCUCAUCGCUGUAUUUGCCCGAAUACAACCCUUGCGAGCAUCGCUAGCGUUCUUGCCCAUGCGGUUGUCCAUGUUCCAGUGCCGAGCUGAAAGGGUCUUCCCGAGCGCCUGUGCAGUGAUAGAGGAGCGCCGAAAAAGGCUAGAGAAGAGCUACAAGGCCAUUGAGGCAGACGCGGAAGCUCUACGGAAGGAGCUCAGUGAAGACCGGUGGGUUCUCGUUUUCCGCAAUGCUGGUAUGCAGGCGCGGAAAAUGUUCCUCUCCGUUGAACGGAGUAUUUCGAAGUUGCAAGAAGGCCUUGAAAUAGGCGCUCAUCUGCAUAACCCAGCGGGGCUAGCGAAGCGAGUCGAGAGUUACGAGGCGAAAAAGCAACAUUACAUCCCUGCGAUUGAGCGAGUGAUCUCCCUCAUCGAAAAGGGUGUGAAAGAUCAACUAACUGUGAACGGCGAGACCGUGAAUCUCCUGUCGGACAUGGCAUCGAGGAUGGAUGCGUUGAAGAGGAGCGUGGAGGUGAUGGAUUCAUCGUUAACGGAAUACAACGUGGCCCCGGGCCAGCACUUGCGCGACUCCAUAUCGACCAUUGUCACGAUGGACAGUCCAGCUACAGGCAGCGUUAUUGGCACCCCCGGCAGCUCCCCACCUUCGUCUGUUGUCAUGACCCCGGCCAACGGCAAAGGCUCGGCUGCCUCUCUAGGAAGUUCUAGCAGACGGGGCAGUUCGGUCGGCUCAGUUGCCCGCACCACGUUGUCCAAGGUUCGACGGUACUCCGGGAUACCUCAAGCCACGGCUACGCUGACUAGCAAGAAAUCGUCGCUUCCGAAACCUACACACACUGCCCAAACGCCCUCCAAGCCAAGUGGCUUAUAUACACCGACCCCAGCUGCAAAGAAGGUGCCACGUCCUCCGCCUCCACCUCCCACAGACAACCGCCCGCGUUGGAGCUCUAAUGUGAACACCAACGAUCUUGAUGUUGGCCAUAUCUACAGAUCGGCCACACCAUCCCGUAAGACCUCAGCUCAAAGCCGCACUCCUCGUCCGUUGUCAACCAUGUCUCGUCGGGAUCUUUCUCCUGCUCCAUCGACAGCACGGUCCUCCAGUCGAGUCUCCAGCCGGCUUGCCUCCCGCAGCCCCAACCGCACAGGUUCUCCCACACCUAAUCGUUCCCUCCUCGAUCCCCCGCCGUACAGCAAGCUUCGCCGGCCACCAGGGAUGGAAGCCAUCAAUAAUACCCCUCGAAAUCGGCAAAGCUUUGCCGGGAUGUCGUUUAGUCGCAGUAUCUCCCAUGACUAUAGCCGCGGCCUACUCAGUCCCACCAAGGCCGACCGCCCGGGCACCGCUCUGGGGCACUCGAGCAGUCGUCGUAUCAGCUUGCUUCCUUUGCCGAAAAAUAAGACAGGCCGGGAUAGCAGUGCGGGCACUCGCAGCAAGCUCAGUGAACGUCCACCGUGGCGGUAACCUGCCUCGGAUCUCCCUGCAGUUCGACCCUUGAAGAAAUCAU